This is a messenger RNA of Aspergillus piperis CBS 112811, 915 nucleotides long. RefSeq lists its product as uncharacterized. The record is from RefSeq and is a predicted model, not a curated record. NCBI's taxonomy places the organism in Eukaryota, Fungi, Ascomycota, Eurotiomycetes, Eurotiales, Aspergillaceae. The transcript has a single exon. Bases 1 to 915 code for a protein of 304 amino acids.
AUGCAAGAAAUGUUUCCAUCAUGGUCUUGGUCGUCCGUUGAUAAUGAAAUACGCCUCUGCCCUAGAAACGGUCAAUGGGAGAGAAUUUCUGUAUCGCUAGCACAGUUUGCUAUCCCGUCCGCCCAGAAUAGGCAAACUCAAUGGAAAGUUCUUCAAAGUACAUCAACAGAGCCCCAUAAGCUAGAUUCUCGGCAUUUCAAAGAUCAUAUUUUGGCUUGUCUUGCUGUAUUAAUAGCCUGGAAGGGAGGGUGUUUCCCAGGUAAGCUUCCGGAAGCUCUUGAUGCCAAGGUUACUUGGGAAGAAUAUGUUAGUAUCAUUCGCAGGAAAUGGACAUCGCUUGCCCAGAUGGGUGAUGAAGCAUACUGCAUGCAAGAAGGCCUCCUCUCUGUGAGCGACCAAGAGGCAAGGUUUCCACUUAAAGCCCAGCAUGCUUGUCGAGAUGGAUGCAUCCUUGUUUAUACCCAGUCACUUCGGCUUCGGAUGAAAGGCCCUGAAGACUCCAUGGGCUAUGUCAAGCUUCUCGAUCGAGGUGGCAACAUGGUUGGGUGGCUAGAACCUACUUCCAUUAACUGGGGACGCCUUCGUCAAAUUCCUGAUUGGAAUAAUGGAGCCAAAUUCGAUGUCCUGGCUUUGUCCUUGCAGUACGAGGCAAAAUAUACUUAUUCGUACUCCGCAACUCAUCCUGCACGAAGCUAUGGUCGCGACGUCGCGAACUGGCGUGACUCGAAUCAAAAAACCAUCUUUAUAGACGACCACAUCGAUCGCAUCAGUCCCUACGAUGUCCACUUGGUCACUGUGAAUUUGAUGGUUGUUGAGUCAGAAAACGGCAUCAGGAAGCGCGUUGCACUUGCAGAGGCUGCUUUGAAGAUUUGGAUACAAGCAAAACCCCAGUUUCACACCUUUAUUCUUGGAUAG